Westerdykella ornata is the source of this 588-nucleotide messenger RNA. Its product is annotated as cytochrome c oxidase polypeptide IV. Lineage: Eukaryota; Fungi; Ascomycota; Dothideomycetes; Pleosporales; Sporormiaceae. Bases 1 to 588 code for a protein of 195 amino acids. Gene Ontology annotation, biological process: mitochondrial electron transport, cytochrome c to oxygen. Gene Ontology annotation, cellular component: mitochondrial envelope. The transcript has 6 exons. The record is from RefSeq and is a predicted model, not a curated record.
AUGUUCCUUCAACGCUCUGCCGUAGCUGCUGUGAGGCGUGCGGCCCCUCGCGCCGCGGCCCGACGCACCUUCGUCAGCUCCAUUGUGCGCCGCGACGCAAGCAAGGAGAACCCUCCCUCAUCGGGCCCUCGUAGCCUUCUCGAGGGAUAUAAGAAGCUCGAGGAUAUCAAGACCACUGAGGACCUUCUUCCUCCUGGUGCGAAACCCGGAACCGUCCCCACCGAUCUGGAGCAGGCCACUGGCUUGGAGCGUCUCGAAAUCCUGGGAAAGAUGCAGGGCAUCGACGUCUUCGACAUGAAGCCAUUGGACUCCAGCCGUGUCGGUACCCUUGAAGAUCCCAUUGUGGUGAACUCGGCCGGCGAGGAGCAGUACGUUGGUUGCACUGGGUGCCCUGCUGAUUCUCACCAAGUUCUCUGGAUCACUUUGACGCGUGAGGAGCCCGUCGCGCGUUGCAUGGAAUGCGGAUCUGCAUACAAGAUGCACUACAUCGGCCCUCCGGAUGACCCGCAUGCGCACCACGCCGAGAACGCCUACCCCAGGCCCAAGAAUAUGGCCGACUUCAUCAAGCCAGAGUAUGCUAACUUGUAG